Aspergillus chevalieri is the source of this 666-nucleotide messenger RNA. RefSeq lists its product as uncharacterized. The record is from RefSeq and is a predicted model, not a curated record. The transcript has a single exon. Bases 1 to 666 code for a protein of 221 amino acids. NCBI's taxonomy places the organism in Eukaryota, Fungi, Ascomycota, Eurotiomycetes, Eurotiales, Aspergillaceae.
AUGUCAGCUCCCGAUAUCUCUCGCCAGAUUGUUGGCCUCAUCAGGGUUACCGAAGGAAUAGUGGAGGCGUAUGACUCUAUUAAAGACCUCUAUAGUCUACCCGAGGCCUUCCAGGAAGUCAAUAAACAGCUUCCACUGGUUAGUCAAACCUUGCGAGAUGCCAAGGGCCCGGCAAAGAAACUGAAACCUGCCGAUGACGCCAAGGCACUGGAAACUGUCUUGUAUAGCUGUGGCGAGAAAGCCGGCAAGCUGCUGGAGACCUUCCAGAAAAUUGGCAAAAAGUCAAAGGACCAAUAUGACUCUUCCGUGUACCGAGAAAUCAUUAUCAAGCAGGGCCAGCAGCGCGUGGAGACAUUGAUGGCCGGUAUUCUGGAGGAUCUAAGAGCCAUGGUCCUGCACAAGAUAUUUCUGGGACAGAUGCAGAGGCAAAUCGAACCGUUGGCGAAGGCUCGUGAGGAGCUGGCGGGAAUUUCUCCAUCACUAGCCGAUUCCGAUCUGACAGAGCAGCCCAGGGCUGCUAGCCAGUACGGCGAUAACAAUCGCCAGUACAACCUGUUCGGUGAGGGCACACAGAAAGUCGCAGAUGGCCACUAUUUUGAGGCGAAGGGAAACCAGAACUUCGGUAUGAUCCCGGGUAAAGAGUCUGUAGAGACCAUGGUGGCAUAG